Molecule: messenger RNA, 4429 nt
Organism: Octopus sinensis (East Asian common octopus)
Lineage: Eukaryota; Metazoa; Mollusca; Cephalopoda; Octopoda; Octopodidae
Product: pre-mRNA-splicing factor 38B
Exons: 8
Coding region: 300-1904 (534 amino acids)
Cellular component (GO): precatalytic spliceosome
Source: RefSeq, a predicted model, not a curated record
CUAUUUCUCUCUCUCCCUCCCUCGCUAUCCUCUCCUAUCACCACUCCUCACGCAAUAUCCCACACUACCGCCAUAUUGAACUCUCUGUUUCCCACCAAAGAAUCCGUCUCCGAUCGUCGUCUUCUUCGUGUUUCUUCUUCUUCGUGUUUUGCCUCCAUUUCCCGUUUUGUUCGUAAAUAGGAAACAAAGCUGCAAGUUUGCAGAAUCAUUUGGAAAAAAUUCCAUGAAGCAGUUGUUCUCUUUCCGAGUUCAAAUCCCACCUAGGUUGGAGGUGAUCAAAAGAGGUGAGUGUUGGGAGAAUGGCCCCUAACAACCCUCUGUCAAUAUGGGGCAAUGAGAAGACGAUGAACCUUAAUACUUUAAUCCUGACCAACAUACAAUCAUCCCCUUACUUCAAGGUCAAUCUCUAUGAACUGAAAACUUACCAUGAAGUGAUAGAUGAGAUCUAUUACAAAGUGUCGCAUUUGGAACCAUGGGAGAAAGGAAGUCGGAAGACUGCUGGACAGACUGGAAUGUGUGGUGGGGUGCGAGGCGUCGGAGCUGGUGGUAUUGUUUCCAGUGCGUUUUGUCUCCUCUAUAAACUGUUUACUUUGAGAUUGACCAAAAAACAAGUGAAUGGUUUAAUCAGUCACCAAGACUCCCCUUACAUCAGAGCCCUAGGGUUCAUGUACAUCAGGUUUACUCAGCCACCUCAGGAAUUAUGGGAUUGGUUUGAGCCAUAUCUGGACGAUGAAGAGGAAAUUGAUGUGAAGGCCGGUGGAGGUCACAGUAUGACGAUCGGUGAGAUGCUGCGUCAUUGGUUGACCAAAUUGGAAUGGUAUUCAACCCUGUUCCCUCGCAUUCCUGUACCCACACAGAAGGAUCUCGAUGAGAAAAUGAAGGCCAGGGCUUUCUCAAUGAACCAAAUGAACGACACCACCAGCAAGGCCCCUGGUUUGUCAACUGCAGAGGAGGUGGUUGCCGAGGUGGAUGAAGACUGGCACAAUGUGGAACAACCUGUGGAGAGUAAUAGUAAGAGUGCAAGGUCACCAGAGAGAAGGCGUUACGACCGACCCCGCGAUAAGCUGCCCUCCUCUUCCUCUUCCUCUCACCAGAUGAGUCCCUUGAGCAAAGUCGGUGACAAGAAUCGAACGUCGCACUCACCCCAUGGCAAGUCUCCACGCAGCCGUUCCCCGCACAGCCGCCGGUCGUCCCCGCACAGGAAGUCACCCUCCAGUUCCAGCCACAAAUACUCGUCAUCGCAACAGCAACAGUUGUCAUCGAUGGACGACUUUGCUGUGGAGCUGGCCCGGGAGCGGGAGCGGCAGAGGCGCGAAAGGGAGAGGGAACGCAAUGGUCGACAUAAAGACCACCACCAACAGCAGCAGCCGCAGCAGCAACAACAACAACAACAGCAACAGUCUCAUCAUCAUCAUCAUCGCCAUCAUCACCAUCACCACCGUCAUCACAGUUCAAAAUCUAAAGACUCUCAGAAGGUCAGUAGCAAUUCAAGCCCCUUGAAAGGUGCUGGCAUGGUACCUUCUGUGCCGAAGGAGCGACGAGCUUCUUCCCGCAGCCCCUCCCCUGCCCUUGCCGCUAGAUCUCACAGCAAGAAGAAGAAACAUUCCAGAAAGUCUCACUGCAAAGACAGGAAACGUUCCAAGUCUCCGAGUGACACCAAAGAACAGAAGCGAGCCAAACGCUCGACGCAAUCCCGGUCUCAUUCCCGAUCUCGGUCAACUAUGGAGGACAAUGGUCACCAUAGCAACAGCAACAACAACAACACUGGUGAUGGCGAUGAUGGCAAGAGUCGGUCACACCACAAAAAGGAACACUCGUCAUCUGAAAGGGGCCGAGAGAAAAAGGCCAAGAAAAAGAAACACUCUAAGAGCAAAAGUAAAGAAAACGGUGAAUAUUACGCUUGACUGAGCGAGGGGGUGAGGACGGGGGGGUGUCCUUGCUGGUGGGUUUAGUUCUGUGGAGGGUCAGUUGUCCAGCUAUGUUCCACCUACUGGCUGCAGAUUGCUGUCACAGUUAAAAGAAAUGCCCACUGCAUGUGUGUGUGUGUGCGUGUUUGUAUCCAUGUAGACGUGUUCCUCUGUGUUCCUCAUAUCGAUGCUGUCUAUUGCAGUUAAGGGCUGGAGGUGAGUGUGUCCCUGCUGAUGUGUGAUUGAUAACCUAUGUUCCCUUAUUGGCUAUUAACGCUGCCUUAGUUAAGGGCAUGUACCCCCUUGCUUGUAGCUGUUCAUUUUCUACACAGCAGUAGUCUUCUGUGUGGCUUGUAUAUGUGUGUAUGAUAAGAGUUAUGUGUGUGUGUAUGGUUGUAGUUCUAUGUGGUGGUGUGGUUGCUAUUCCCACCAGCUGUUAAUAGUGUCCCUAUUUUAGGGACCCUCCUGCUAGGGGCCACAGUUGGUAAGCGUAAUGAUAUGUGUGUCUAUGGUUGUUUAGAUGUUUGAUGCCCUGAUAGGCAAGUAGGGGUCACAGAGCAUGUGAAAGUGAGUGGAUGGAAAAGGGAUUCUGUUUGUAAUUAUGUGUGUGUGUGUUGAUUAGUUACAGAAUUCAUUAGAAUCUGGGAUCAGCAACACGUAGGAUGUUGGGACUGGCUGGGUACCUUAACACUGAGUUCAGUGAGGUAAAAACAACCACAGGUUAUUGUUUAUGUUAUAUGUAUGUGUGUGUAUAUAUAUAUAUAUAUAUAUAUACACUUAUGUAUCUGAUAUAAACCAAAGAUCAGCUCAGGGUUGGUUCUACGUGCGGCGUAGAUAUAAAAAGAAUAAACCCCAUUUGUGUUAUUCUUUAUAUCUAUAUUUAUAUAUGUGUAUAUAUACAUACAUACAACAUGCAGAAAUAUUAGACACACACACACACAUGAAUAAGCGUAUGUCUAUCAAUACCCAAUUCUCCCUUAAAGGGUUACUUAUGUGUGUAGCAAAAGAGACAGUUAAGUGCAGUUGUGUGUGUCAGGUGUCAGGUUUGCAAUCUUUAGGUCAGGUCAUUGGGUUCAAUUCUCAGGCGAGGUGGUGUAUUGUAUCUUGAAGCAGUCCACUCAGCUGUAAAUGAGUCCCAGUGAGAACUGGUCAAGGAUGUGUAUACAUGCAUAUAUAUACACACACAUACACAUACACAACUGUUGAACAUUUUCAACGGGCAACACUUCACAGCAUCAUAAAAACAUCAUCAGAUUAGUGUUUGCAUUACACACACACAUACUUAUUGAGAUUAAUAUAUAUUUGUGUGCAUACAAACACACACACACACACACACAUUACCAAGCUGUGGCCGACCACUGUUGGGUGUUGUAUUUAUUUAAGUGUAACUGUGGAUGUAAGAGAUGGUGUAGACCUGCCUUGUGAAUAGAGGUACUCUGCAAUGCAGGGUACCUCCCAGGUAGGGUCAGGGUAUCUCCAGACACUUGGGGCGCCAUUUCAUUUCUUGUGUCCGCAUUACAGUGAAUUCGUGCAGUAUAUGUUAACAAUUGUGUGUGUUUGUAUGUUUAUACAGAUGCUAUGCUGUACUACAAAAUAUACAUAUAGGUUUUUGGCCAACACUGUGAAAACGUCUGAUGUAUAAAAAAUAUUUUCUUUUUACACAAGUCUUCUUGGACACAAAAGAUGGGAUUAGCUAAAUUGGUUUCAAUCCCAUGCUGGGAUUUCUAUCACUGGCUGAAUACCAUUUCUAACUGUGUGUAAAGAUGCUGUGUGUGCACCCAAGAUCUCUUCAGAUUGGUGUUGGUUGAAGAACUCCGGAUUUGUUCUAUGGUUUGGCAUAGCGUUUGAGACAACACAUUUAACACACCAGUAAUUUAUUCAAAUAUAUAUAUAAAUAUGUGUGUGUGUGUUUAUAUAUAUAUCAUAUUCUUUUACAAGAAUAAUGUUAAUGGUGGCUGUUAAGUUUUGGGCAUGCUGAGCUUUCAUUGGACUUUUUGAUGAAGGCUAAGCAGGUGAAAACUUUGAAGUCACCGUCAACACUCUUCUUGUAAAAGGAUAGUAAAUCUGUACUCCACAAAAACUACCGAGUAAUUCUUUGGUAAUUUGAAAUUGGUUUCAUUAUAAGUUGACUGAAAAACAAUCAUUAAUAAUAUAUAUAUCUCUGUGUAGGUACGUGAGUGAAAAAGCAAGAUGGAGAAGAUAGGACUCAGCUAACCAAAAGUUGAGCUUGAUGGAAGCUGAAAGACUGGUCGUGUGGAAGUUGGAGGAAUGCUUUGUGAAGCUUUCCAGUUUCAUUUGAAUUGUGUGUGUGUGUGCGAAUGAGCUGCUCAGCCUGUUGACCAUUGCCCCACAAGCUACUACUCUGGUUGGUGACAUAGUAUAAUGUAAUAGUGUGGUGCAAGGAAGGGAGAUGGUGGGGGGGUGGGGGGCAGAGAGCUUGUUGUUGUUUUUUUGUCUUUGUCUGCGUGAGAGAUUCAACUUUUACAGAGACCUGUGAAGGAAACAACAAAAACUGGUGACAA